Messenger RNA from Dreissena polymorpha, 8418 nucleotides. RefSeq lists its product as uncharacterized. The record is from RefSeq and is a predicted model, not a curated record. The transcript has 15 exons. Gene Ontology annotation, cellular component: kinetochore. Gene Ontology annotation, biological process: chromosome segregation; kinetochore assembly; mitotic cell cycle. Lineage: Eukaryota; Metazoa; Mollusca; Bivalvia; Myida; Dreissenidae. Gene Ontology annotation, molecular function: DNA binding; protein heterodimerization activity. The coding region runs from base 633 to 3791 and encodes 1052 amino acids.
CAAGUACCAACGAUUAUUUAUGAAUUUUUAAUCCGAAAUCGGUCAUUUCCGAAUGUCAUUUCCGACAUUUGUAUUUUGUUGUCGGUUAUCCGAGAUAUUUAUUUUUAACAAAAACCAACAUUGUAGACACUUGAGAAUACAAACAAACACAAUUGCAUUAAUCUUACACAGUUCACAUACACUCCUAAACGUGAAUACGAAUGCAGUGCCCAACUGCAGCCAAGAAGUCCAGUGCCGUCUUGUUUCCCGACGCUACCUCCUCACAUAGGCGUUGCAUCUUCUUCUGGUGAAGAAGGGUCCCCUUCCGGACUCGCUUUGCUAACGGCUCCCCGAGUUCGUACCGGUACACCUCUGCUUCGGCCAAGGCGUUGUCCUACUGCAGACGUGUGAUGACGUUCCACAAUGACCAGCACCUGUGCAUCGGUAGAUGCAUUGUCAUAGAUAAGGAAUGACUUGUCCCCAUCUGGCUGCGUUGUGGUGUACUGCGGCGGCAAUGGUUGAGGGAUGCCGACAGAACCAGCUGGCUCUACUGGUACCACGCCACGUUUCUUCCUACGGAUGGCCCGCUUCAGACUCUCCGUCUUGCCGAUAGCUGCUCGGACCUCAACCGGACGAGUGAUAAGUGCCAGAAAAUGGCAGAAAGGAAAGUGCGCACUCCAUCAAAGACUCCAAGAACACUUAUAGGAGAGUUCAUGGACAGCAGUAGAACUCAUACCCAGAAAGUUGUGAGGGAUCGUGUUCAGGGUCUUGUCAGGACUCCUGAAAUUCCAUCUGCUCGUAAAGCACUCCAGCAUGACAGAGUUGCCAGUCUACGGGGAAAGAAAAUGUCGUCUUCAUUCUCUUUUGGCUCAGAAGAAACACCUAGACAAAUUCUGGAGGGAUUUCUUGCUGAUGAGCACAGCACAGCUCCUCUUGUUCGUGUUCAGAAGAGAACCUCCCAGUCGGGCAUGUCCUCCAGUCAGCCAGUCCUCCCUGUGACUAAGGGGUGGAGCCAUGUGGCCUCGCCGGCCAAUCUAACUGCAGAGCUGGAGAGGGACACACCCAGAACGCUGAUGCAGAAAUACCUGAUGAAUACCUCGCCCUCUGUGGAGACCCCAGUAGUGGUUGUAGUAAGGAAAGACACUGCAGACAGCCUCAGGAGCACACCAGUAGUGCCACUGGUCAAUGACACAUACAACACGCCAAGUCCUUUUCGCGAUAGUUCAGGAGGGUCUGCUGAUGUCAUGCAGGGAACAAGUCGCAGAAGCAAAACACCAAGGAGUCGUAAAGGUCGUUUUAAUCUGUCUACACACGAUCUGGGCUCUUCUCUUGUUAUUCCUGCCACUAAUCCAAAUGACUAUGUUGUUCCCAGCCCUUUCCGUUCCUCCUCCUCUGAGGACAGUGAGGAGGAAGUGAUCGCUGGCACCCAGCCAAGUCGUCGUGCUCACUAUAGACGUAGCUUUAACCUGGCUGUGCCUGAGCAUGUCUUGGACCAGUUAAAGCAAGGCAAAGAGAGGACAUAUCAGCAAGCGUUUGAGGUGGAGUCCUCCCCAGGUGAUAUGCACUAUGACGAUAGUGACAUAAGCGAUGAACAAUUCAGUCGUAAUAGUUAUCAGGCAGAGCCUCUGCAAUCCCAUGAGAUGGAAGACAACAAUAUGGAGGUUGAAGCUGAGUUGGGUGAUAUACACAGCGUUAGUAGUGAGGAGGAUGGUAGACGGUUCAGCAUUCUCCCCAGGGAGGGGCUCUACAGGGAGUACACACUGCCUCUUAAAGGGGGGCAAGAAGGGACAGAGGUAUUAGAAAAUAUCAGCCAUGUCUCUGGCAGUUCAGCAAGGAGUCUGUCUGUUGUUUACACUGGCGAUAGACAAUAUGUUGAGCAGCAGUCUGGUACAGUACUGCAUCCGCAUGAAGACGGAAGUUCACAGAUUGGUAUUGCCAGCGGUAAUUUGGGUUACAGUCCUGAAAGUGGACAAUAUUUGCAGGCUGAGGAUCCAUUCAGAUAUGGCAGGUUCAGCGAUGGCCAUCAAAAUCGACUUGUGGCUAUGGGCAGAGGAGACGCUGGCACUAGACGAAGUGAAGGAAAUGUCAGAGAAGAUCUGUCAAUGUUCUCCUUUCAAAAAGGAAAUGUAAGUAUGGACAGACAAACAGGAGAGAGAAAUAUGUCUAGGUCUGUAAAUAUGGAUAGACACACAGGAGAAAGAAAUAUGUCUAGUUCUGAAAUUAUGGAUAGACACAUGGGAGCGGGAAAUGUGUCUAUGUCUUCAAGCGAUGGCAGAAGUGAACCAAGUUUACAGACGGCAAACCGGAGCUCGGAGAGUUUGAUGCUGUCUGAAAGGAAGGACCCGUCCAUGAUUGGUCGUUCAAGCAAUGCGGCAGACAGGGAAAGACUGUACCUGGGAGUUGAGGUCACAUGUACCCCUCUACGUGGCCAGUCAGAGAGGACCUUGCUUGGCCAUGAAAAAAUGCCUGAAUCCACCCAUGUGUCACAGUCUGGCCUGAGAUCCCUCCACACACCUGCCCAGGAAGCUGAAGAGGAAAACGAGGUGGAUGAAAACAGCCCCUUCUCUGCAGUGACCCCAUCUCCAGUAGUAUCCACCAGAGGGAACAGUCCCGCUUAUGUGACCUCAUCGCCCUCACAGAGGUCACCAGCAAGGUCUUACGAGAGGUCGUCAAACACAAGGUCAGGAGGAUCUGUGGCCUCCUUGUCAGCCAGAUCAGAGACAUCGUUCAGGACUCCUGGGAAGAGAACACCACUGCAGUCAAUGCAUCCUGCAAACACUGGGGAUGUGAACAACAUUUCACAGCAAAGCUCAGUACUUGCAAACAAUUCAUCACUAAAGAGCUCAAGCUCAUCUUUAAGAGGUCAGAGGUCAACUCCAAGUACAGCGGGGUCAGGGCCACAGACACCAGGUGAGAGAGGCACUCCAAAAUCAACGAUGUCAGCAGCUGCAAGCAAUCUGCGUUACAGAAAUGCUACCCCUGGCUCCCCUGGAUCAGUGCAACAAACACCUGCUCAGAGAGGCACUCCAAAAUCUACGAUGUCAGCAGCUGCAAGCAAUCUGCGUUCCAGAAAUGCUACCCUUGGCUCCCCUGGAUCAGUGCAACAAACAACUGCUCAGAGAGACACUACUAAAUCUGCGACAUCGACAGCUGCAAGCAGAUUGAUCUCCAGAAAUGAUUCACCUAGGACAUCACAAGCAUCCCCUGUUGUUGCAAAAAGAAAACAUGGAACAGUUGACCAGCUGCCACAACAUACCAUGAUGUUUUCUCCACAAAUUGUGUCCACCCAGAACAUUGCUACCUUAGCCAGGACCAGUUCUUCACCCUCCAAGUCCCAGCCUCAUGUGGAACAAGACAACUUAUCUGAUGAGGAAGUUGCCACACCAGAACAGAGUUCCCCUAGUCGUCCAGUCAAUGCUGCUGCUUCUGUUGACAAGAGCCAUCCUAGUGCGAAGAAAAAGGCAGUACGCAAGCCACGGGAGAAGUCGCGCUAUCUGAUACCUGUAUCAACGGUGAAGAAACAGUUCACCCACUAUGCUGGCAUGCGUGUUUCUAAGGAGGCCAUUGAGGAAGUUAUGAAGAUCUCAGAGACGUACUGGGACAAUCUGUGUGCUGAUUUGGAAGCCUACGCAAAGCAUGCAGGUCGUAAGAAGAUAACGAUGGCUGAUUUUGAGCUGCUCUUCAGAAGACAAGGCUAUGUGACAGAUAAGAUCAGCCUGAACUCCCUGAUCCGGCGCUAUCUGCCUUGGGAGGAAGUGGAGAAGUUGAUACCAGUCCAACGUGCCAACAACCACAUCGAACCACCCCUGUAAAUGUUCAAGUUGUUUGAAGGCCAACGGCCACUGAAAAUGUGACUCCAGUUGGUUAUAGGCAGCACCACUUUUGAAGUGCUAGUGAACAAACUGAUUAUGUUUUUUCAUAAAAAUUGUUCUUAGGUUUAUAUAUGCUACAAGGGCGGAACUUAUUUUUUGCAUUUAUAGAUUAAAAAUAAGAUGUUGAUUAUGUACAUAAGUCAGCCUCAUGUCAACAAUGUCCGAACAAUAUUAUUGAUAGUAGAUGUGUAUAAGAAUGUAAUAUUAUAUGUAUUUAUUGGCUUAACAAGUUUUAUAUCUGAUAAUUUUCUAUUGGAUUACUUAAGUUGACAAACUGGGGCUUGUCAAUGUGUCAAUGUUCAACGAACCUGUACCGGUAUUCUCUUUUAUUAAAUAAAUUAACUCGAUGUUUGACUUGCAAAUUUGAUGGUCUGGAAACCAUUAAAUGUUGUAAGAUGAUUUGUUAUAAUAUUGCAAUGUAUGGGAUCUUCGUGAUUUUUCUGAUAUAUUAUUGUUUUCUGUAAAUACAAAAAUAUCUACUAAGUAUUUGAAUAACAUGGUUUCCAUGAUGAUGGUUUGACGAUAGAUGAUGUUGUUGAAAAGUUUGUAUACCUUGGUGUACAAUUUAUAGGUUUAAAGGUACUUUUUUCCUGAACAAAGAUACAAUUUGUACAACAGACUCAAAAGACUGUGUUUCCUUUUUAAAAAAAAUUAUUGUAAAUACCAUCGAUUAAACCCAAGCCAUGCACACGUACAGUUGAAUUGCAUUUUAGGCCAGUUUGGUCAAGAUUACUGUUUCUGAAAAUUGGAAAAACAGGUUCUAGUCAAUUACUUGUGUUUUGAUGGAGGAAUUUUGCUGAUUUUGUUUGGAUUGGUCGCAUGCAUGCAGCUUACAUACAAACCUAGCUUUGAUUCCAUUUGAGGCCAGGGUCAAAGUUGCUGUUACUGAAAAUAGGAAACAGUUACUGCUGAUUAUCUACACGUAAAGACUGCAUGAUUUUUUUAUGCCCCAGAAGGAGGGCAUAUAGUGAUCGGACCGUCCGUCCAUCUGUCCGUCUUUCUGUCACACUUUGCGUUUAUGUUUCGCAUUUAGGUUUCAAAAAAUGCUCAUAACUUCUAUGUCGCUUUAGAUAGCAACUUGAUAUUUGGCAUGCAUGUGUAUCUCAUGGAGCUGCACAUUUUGAGUGGUGAAAGGUCGAGGUCAUCCUUCAAGGUCAAAGGUCAAAUAUAUGGCUUCAAAGCGGCUCAGAAGGAGGCAUUGUGUUUCUGACAAACACAUCUCUUGUUUUUUUUUCCAGAAAUUGUAUGUGUAGGUAACAUAUACAGACCUAUCUUGAAAUUGCACAGUUGUUUUAAAUUAAAGUAACUAAAUUAGAAAAGUGUUGAAAACCUGGUUUCAUACACCAAAUUUUCAUUUUCCUUAUACUUUUAGGAACUUUCUAAUUUUAACAGGUCAAAUAUAAGAAAUCCUUAAUACCACUCUACAAGCCAUAUUUAUUUAUAAUCUUGAUGGAACUUGGCCUGAAUGUUGAUCUUGACAAUAUAUGUCGAGUUUGUAUCUGGGUAACAUGCUUUUCAAAAACAAGGUCACCAGUCAAUUAAUGUGAAAAUAUUGUUUCCCCUUUAAAAGCCACUUUGAUGACUCGCCGCUCUAUGCGUAACAUUUAUGACUAAUUCUGAGCACAAUGCUUAUGGUGAGCCUUGUGAUCGCCUUUUCUCCGUUGUGCUGCUUCAAUAUUUGCCAUGUUUAUACUCUAGAGGCCACAUUUAUUGUCCGAUCAUCAUGAAAAUUGGUCAGAACAUUUAUUUUUAUGAUAUCUUGGGCUGCACAGAACAGGUCAAUUUCUUUGUAUCUCAGGUGAGCGACUUUGGACCUUUCAGGCACUCUUGUUGAUAAAACUUGGUCAGAAUAUUUAUCUUAAAAUAUCUUUGCUGAGUUUGUUAAUUGGUCAUGUGUGUCCAAAGAUUAGGUCACUUAUUAGAUAACCCAUAUUUUCGCUCCUUACGCUACAUUUAUGACUUAAUCUGAAUAAAACUUGGUAACAAUUUUCAUCUUUACAAUAUCAAGGCCAUAUUUGAAUGUUGGUCAAGUGGGGUCAACAACCAGGUCACAGGGAAAUCUAUGACAAUUUGUGCAUAGUAAAAUCAGGUGAGCAUUUUAUGGCCAUCAUGGCUUUCUUGUUAUUUUUCUGUUUUGUAUUUCGUUGUUUAUAAUCUCAUAGUUGUAAAUAUUACUCAUUACUCUUCUUUUGCUUAACGUGUGUUCAUUUACAGCUGUUUAUUGUAAAGGUGUUUAUAACUGUUUAAUCUUAAGGUUGUUAUAAUUCUUGAUCUAGAUUUAUUCAUUCAAAAUUACAGAAUAUUUAAUUGUCUCUGUUACUCUAUUGCAGUUUGCAUUCCCUCAAUUUAGAAACUUGUUCACCGUUUAAGCGUUUUUUUGUUCACCUGAUUACUCAGGUGAGCUUUUGUGAUCGGUCUUUGUCCGUCCUCCGUCCGUCCACAUUUGUUUGUAAACACUCUAGAGGCCACAUUUCUUGUCGGAUCUCCAUGAAACUUUGUCAGAAGCUUUGUCCCAAUGAUAUCUCGCUCGAGUUUGAAACUGGGUCAUGCCGGGUCAAAAACUAAGUCACAAGGUCAAAAAAAAGAAAAACCUUGUAAACACUGCAGAAGUCACAUUUCAUGCCCAAUCUUCAUGUAACUUUGUCAAAAUGUUUGUCUUUAUGAUAUGUUGGUUGAGUUUAAAAGUGGUUCCAGUCCAUUGAAAAACAUGGCCGCCAGUGGGCUGGGCAGUUUUCCGUAUUUGGCUUCAUAGAAACCUUGUAAACACUCUAGAAGUCACAAGUUUUGCCUAAUCAUCAUGAAACUUGGUCAAAACAUUGGUUUUAUUGAUAUCUCGGACAAGUUGGAUAAUGGUCAAGAUCGGGGAAAAAACAUGGCCGCCAGUUGGCGGGGCAGUUUUCGCUCUAUGUAUUUAGUGAAAACAUGUAGUGAAAACAUGUGAACACUCUAGAAGUCACAUUUUUCGUCCAAUCUUCAUGAAAACAUUUGUUUCCUAGAUACGUGAGUUAAGUUUGGAAAUGGUUCCGGUCCGUUGAAAAACAUGGCUGCCAGGGGGACGGGGCAGUUUUCCUUAUAUUUAUAUAGUAAAAAAGGCUUGUGACCAGUCAAGAAGUCACAUUUUUGCCCUAUCAUCAUGAAACUUGGUCAAAACAUUGGUUUUAUUGAUAUCUCAGACGUUUUUGAAAAGUCCAGAUCGGUGAAAAAACAUGGCCGCUAGUUGGCGGGGCAGUUUUCUCUAUAUGUAUAUAGUGAAAACAUGUUAACACUCUAGAAGUCACAUUUUCGGCCCAAUUUUAAUGAAAUUUGCUCAAAACAUUUGUUUCCUAGAUACGAGAGUUUAGUUUGAAAAUGAAUCUGGUCCGUUGAAAAACAUGGCCACCGGGGAAGGGGGCAUUUUUUCUUAUAUUUAUAUAGUAAAAACGCUUGUGAACACUAGAAGUCACAUUUUUUGCAUAAUCAUCAUGAAACUUGAAAAGAUUGGUUUUAUUUAUAUCUCAGAUGAGUUUGAAAAUGGUCCCGAUCGGUAAAAAAACAUGGCCACCAAGGGGGAGGGGCAGUUUUCCUUAUAUGACUAGAAAGAAACCUUGUGAACACUAGAAGUCAUGUUUUUUGCCUAAUCAUCGUGAAACUUAGUCAAUACAUUGGUUUUAUUGAUUUCUCAGACAAGUUGGAACAUGGCUCAGAUCGGUGAAAAAAACAAUUUUUAGCUCACCUGAUUGCUCAGGUGAGGUUUUAGGAUUGGUCUUUGUCCGUCCACAUUUGGUUUGUAAACACUAGCAUUCACAUUUCUCAAGCAUUCUUUAUCAAAGUUGCUGAGAAGCUAUAUGGCCACAAGAUCUCAGUCAAGUUUGAUCGCAAAAUCGCAUAAUAAAUGCCAUCAUUUUUGCCCUUAGAUUGUCAAAAUUUUCAUUAUAUUAUACAAAAUCCUUGUAAAUACUCUAUAGGUCACAAUUUUGUUUCAGAUUUUAUGAAUCUUUGAUCAUAAUAUUUAUUUUUGUUAGCAAAGUUUGAUGUUUGGUCAUGAAGGGGUCAACUCAAACUAUAGGUCACCAGGUCAAAUCUCACAAAAACCUCGUAAACACUCCAUACGCCAGAGUUUUGGUUCAAUAAUGAUGAAACUUGACCAGGAUGUUUGUCUGGACAAUAUCUAGUUCAGUUUGACAUUUGGUAAAGAUUGAAUAAACCGACUCCUCUCAGGUGAGCGAACUAGGGUCAUCUUGGCCCUCUUGUUAAUUCUCCUGCCACAUAAAAUAUGUAAAGCAAACAAAGUCUCAUAAAAUAUAUGUAAAAACACAAGGGUCAAAAGUUGGCUUAGAUGGCCUUCUAGAAGAAACAUUAUGUUUGAUUACCUAUUAAAUAGUCAAAAGACUGAUGGAAUUAGAUUGUUUUGCCACAGAUAUAAUCACUUUCUAAAGUAAUUAACAACAAUGUAGACUACUGAUAAGUACAUUUUCUGAUGUACAACUACUGUAUACCGAUGUAAAUGCCAAUGUCAGUAUAUUUGGUUAUAAUUGCAUCUUGAAUACUGUUUAGCAAAUGUCUCCUGAAUAAAAAGUUAUUAAAAUUG